ACAGCAACGCAUAUACUUAGGAGUUAGGACCACAACAUUGACCACACUGAACCUUUUGUUUCCUUAAGCAUCAGAAUCAUUGUCCCUUAAACUUUAAGGUUACAGUUAAUGCCAUUUUUAUAAACUUCAGCACGCGCCAACACUUGGGACUUUGCGUUUGUGCUCUACUGUUCUAGGUCACUUCACUGUACGUACCACUGGUCCUAACUAAGUCCUCCGGCUAUAUAUUUGCGCGAAUUUACCGAGGUUAAAAUGCACCUCAUACAAGAAUUAUUUUAAGAGGCAAAAGAGACAAGAAAAAUAUGAGCACCCUACUUCACUUUUUACUUGUUUUCUUAACAUUUUCCCUAGUUCCAUACACUAGUCACCAAUAUGCAUGCAACAAGCAUGAAAUUGAUGUUAGCACAUUGUCUUUUUGUAACAAAACGUUACCUUAUCCUGUUCGUGCUAAGGACUUAGUUUCCCGCCUUACCUUAAGUGAAAAAGCACAACAACUAGUGAACUCGGCUAGGGGGAUCCCUAGGUUAGGGAUACCAGACUACGAGUGGUGGUCAGAGGCCCUUCAUGGAGUCUCUAACACUGGACCUGGUGUACGUUUCAAUGAAAUUAUACCUGGUGCAACAAGUUUUCCAGCAGUUAUAUUAUCUGCUGCAAGCUUUAAUGCAUCAUUGUGGUACAUGAUGGGCCAAGUUGUGUCAACUGAGGCCCGAGCCAUGUACAAUGAGGGUCUUUCUGGGCUCACAUUUUGGAGCCCAAAUGUGAAUGUGUAUAGAGACCCGAGGUGGGGUAGAGGGCAAGAGACCCCUGGGGAAGACCCUUUGGUUGUCAGCAAAUAUGCUGUCAAUUAUGUUCGAGGUCUACAGGAGGUCGAUAUCCAUGGUAACAGAAACAUGCUCAAGGUUUCUAGUUGUUGCAAGCAUUAUACUGCUUAUGAUGUCGAUAAUUGGAAAGGUGUUGAUCGCUUUCACUUUGAUGCAAAGGUCAGUAAACAAGACUUGGAGGAUACGUAUCAGCCCCCAUUCAGAAGUUGUGUUGAAAAGGGACAUGUUAGUAGUGUUAUGUGUUCAUACAACAGAGUGAAUGGAAUACCAACUUGUGCUGACGCCAAUCUUCUUAAAGGAACAGUCAGAGAGCAAUGGGGUUUAGAUGGUUAUGUUGUCACUGAUUGUGAUUCUAUCCAAGUCUUGUACGAGUCUAUCAAUUACACAGCUACACCAGAGGAUGCAGUUGCCCUUGCACUGAAAGCAGGAGUUAACAUGAAUUGUGGAGAUUAUCUACGUAAGUACACGGUGAGAGCAGUUAACCAGAGAAAGGUGUCGGAAUCAGUUGUAGACCAGGCAUUGAUAUACAACUACGUAGUCCUCAUGCGACUUGGGUUCUUUGAUGGGAAUCCCAAAAAACACCCCUUUGGAAAACUAAGGCCAUCUGAUGUAUGUACAGAAGAUCACAAAAAGUUGGCCCUCGAUGCAGCAAAGCAAGGGAUAGUGUUGCUAGAAAACAAAGGAUCAACUCUUCCAUUGUCUUCAAAAUAUGUCAAAAAGUUGGCUGUUAUUGGUCCUAAUGCUAAUGCCACCAAAACCAUGUUAAGUAAUUAUGCUGGUGUACCAUGUAGGUAUACUAGUCCUCUACACGGGUUUCAAAAACAUGUGAAAAGAGUGUUCUAUCAACCAGGAUGCCAAAAUGUAAAGUGUGUAGAUAAACAGCAUAUCGAAGCAGCAGCUAGGGUGGCAGCCAUUGCUGAUGUUGUGGUGUUGGUAGUUGGACUCGAUCAGUCAAUUGAAGCAGAGGGACUAGACAGAGUGAACUUGACCUUGCCAGGUUAUCAAAAGAUGCUGGUAGAGAAGGUCACUAGUUCAGCCAAAGGAAAAGUUAUUCUUGUGAUCAUGUCAGCUGGUCCAGUUGAUGUGUCAUUCGCGACUAAAUUGAGAAAGAUUCGUGCCAUUCUAUGGGUCGGUUAUCCUGGACAAGAUGGUGGAGAAGCCAUUGCUCAAGUAGUAUUUGGACAUCACAAUCCAAGUGGAAGGACACCUGUGACAUGGUACCGAAAAGAGUACGUGGAUCAAAUACCAAUGACAGACAUGAAUAUGAGGGAGGAUAAAUCCAGAAGACUUCCCGGUAGAACAUAUAGAUUUUACACCGGGAAACCUCUCUAUGAGUUUGGCCAUGGACUCAGCUAUUCCACUUUCAUCAAAUUUUUAAUACAUGCCCCCUCAAAAGUAACUAUCUGCAGAUCAACAGAACAAAAUCUCAACCAAAUUCCGUUUCUUACAACUGAUAAUCAAGCAGCUGAUGACUCUAUGGCAGUUGAUGUAUCAGAAGUAAACUGCAAGAAGUUAGAGUUUGUUGUGGCAAUAGGGGUAAAAAAUGAAGGAAAGAUGGAUGGAGGGCAUGUUGUGCUCAUGUUUUGGAAGCCACCUAUGUGGAAUGAAAUCGAGGGAGCUCCCAAAAUACAGCUUGUAGGAUUUGAACGAGUGGAAGUGAAGGCAAGGAACACAGAAUUGGCUGUAGUUAAACUAAAUGUGUGUGAAGCAUUCAGUCUAGUGGAUGAGCAAGGUGAUAGGAAGUUGGUAACUGGUCGGCAUGAACUAUUGAUCGGCUCUCCAACUGAGAACCGAGUUAUCCAUAAGUUUACUAUUCAUGCUGGUGGUACCAUGGAAGAUCACUAAAUAUGAUCAAGUACGUGCUCAAAAUCAAUAGUCCAUGCCAUGCAGAUUGGAUCAUAUAUAUACAUAUAUACAAUAUACAACAAGAAACUCCAGGUAUUUGGUUAUAUACUAAACGAUUUGAUGAUUAUAUAAAAUAAGACUUCUACUAAUUAAAAGCUUCUAUUAUUGUUUUCCAAAGAUGUAGUGUUGGAAACUGCGUUGUAUGAAGCUUAACAAUGGAACUGUAUUCCCACCCCUACUGAUCUAUGAAUAUUUUUGUUUUGCUGUUGUAUGUCAGCCUGUUGUAAUCAGUGCGAUUGUGUGUGCAACUUAUAUGCCUGUAGUAGCAUUAUGUUGUAUUCCUAUGAAAUGAAAUGCAGCAUCUGUUUCUUUCCUUA
Molecule: messenger RNA, 3043 nt
Organism: Spinacia oleracea (spinach)
Lineage: Eukaryota; Viridiplantae; Streptophyta; Magnoliopsida; Caryophyllales; Amaranthaceae
Product: probable beta-D-xylosidase 5
Exons: 5
Coding region: 303-2666 (787 amino acids)
Biological process (GO): xylan catabolic process; arabinan catabolic process
Molecular function (GO): xylan 1,4-beta-xylosidase activity; alpha-L-arabinofuranosidase activity
Source: RefSeq, a predicted model, not a curated record